ACAAGAGCGGAGCCUUGUGUUUGAAGACAUAUUGAAGCUUCGAUUCUUUUUUUUCUAGUCAGUUCCCGUGGAUAACAAAGCAUUCUCGGACAGCUAACAUACAUCAGCCUUGUGUUUGCCAGUGAAAUAUUAAGCGACCAGCCUGCCUUACGCCGCUAAACGUGCAUCCAAGUCCUUAAGCUGUCAAGCAAAACCUUACAAAUUAACAAAAUGUUGGAUAAGCUGAAGAGCAAGCUCGUGAAGGACGAAGAAAGACCGGACGAUGAUGCCACGACAGUUCGCGUGGAAAAAGAAUGCCCCGAUGGCGGGUACGGUUGGAUAAUUUGCGUGGCCGCUUCAGUCAUUCAGUUCAUCAUCUUGGGCAUCCAUAACAACUGUUCAAUCUUGUACACCUACUUAAUGAAAGAUCUGAACACUGGACCGUCAGAAACAGCAUGGGUUGGUUCCAUAGCAUUUGGCGUGAUGUUCCUCUGCGGUCCAUUUACCGGCGGUUUAUGUGAAAAAUACGGUUUUCGCGUGGUGACAGCAGCCGGUGGUCUCAUUUCAGUGGUCGGUCUCUUGCUGACGUCAUUCACCGACAAUCUCUACGUCAUAUACGUAACAUACAGUAUCGUUUGGGGGUUUGGAUCUAGUCUUAACUUUGCUCCAGCCACGAUGGUAUUAGGUCAGUAUUUCAGAAAGCGCCUUACUUUAGCUAACAGUAUAGUUGUCGCUGGGGGUGGCAUCGGUACGUUAGCACUGGGCCCCUUUUAUCAAUUCAUCCUGUCCAAUCUUGGCUGGAGAGUCAUGCUUCGAAUCCUCAGUGGUCUUGCAUUUGUCGUGCUUCUUAGCGCACUCUUGUACCGUCCCCUUCCUGACAAGUAUAAAAAACACGCUAAAAAGGAACCAAAGAACGAAUCGAAAUUCUUCGCCGACUUGUCCGUGUGGAAGAUGAAACCAUUUGUGGUCUGGGUUGUUGCUACGUCGCUGAUGUUUAUUGGAUAUUUUGUACCUUUUACUCACCUGUAUAACAACGCAAUAAAUCUUGGCGUGCCUGGAUACCAGUCCUCUCUCCUACUCGGCUAUCUAUCUAUUGCUUCCACUGUAUCUCGGGUUGUGUUUGGUCUUGUCCUUGAUCAUCCAAGGAUUAAUCGCUUCUACUUUUUACAGACCUCUUUCUUAAUGAUGGCAGUGACCUGCACGUUAUGUCCAGUCGCACAGAACUACACUGGUCUUGUUCUGUAUGCCGUUUUCUUUGGAUUGUUCGACGGCUGUUUUGUGUUGCUGCUUGCUAUCACUACAAGUGAUAUUGUUGGACCUGAAAAGCUUCCGGCAGCUUUAGGAGGCUUAUAUGGAGUGCUGGCUUUCCCGAUGACGUUUGGGCCACCGUUGACAGGUUUUAUUUUCCAACUGUCGGGUUCAUAUGAGAACGCAUUCUUUGUGGCAGGCGGAGCCAUUGCCAUGGGAACGUGUACUCUGUCACUGAUUCCAUUCUUCAUGACGAACAGUAAAGUGGAAACUAAAGAAAUCCGUGAAGUUCUCUGCCAGAAAGAUGACAAUGAACAAGAGUUCGAGGACACCCCAUAUUGGGCCGAGGGAGGACAGAGAAACUCUCUUUACGACACAAGUAACUUUGCUCUGAGGCGUUCGAUAUCCUGUCUGGCUCUUAGCAGACUUGGAGACGUGUGUAGUACACAAUGUAUACUAGAAAUGAUCGAACAGGAGACCAUUGUUUGAUUACAAAUAACUACUAAUUCGCUUGAUCCUAGUGUGACGCUUGGUCAGCGGUCUUGGAAUGACCUUGAAGCGUGCGCAGCAAAAGUAAACGCUUGUAUUUUCAUGACAAGCACCUCAUAAAAUGUUUCCACACAGAAACGUUCUCCUCUCAUUUCGUAGCCUCGAAUUACACACGAAUAUUCAUAAAUGUAUUUUGCAAAGCUUACUGAUCGACUGCGUGAAAGAACAGCAAGUUUCCGUUAUUAAGUUUUCUUUCACAAGUUUCAGCACUAAAAAAACUUCUCUGACUAUUUUAAUUCUGAAGCUGCAAUACUCUAUACACAGCGGAAUAUCCAGAAAACAUCGAUAACAUUUUAUACUCAGUUCACAGCACACCAAGAUGUUAAACAUGUUUAAAAGUGGUUUAGCUAAACAAGGUUAAAAAUUAGUUGCUCAUACCGAGCACGUGACUCCACAACUUAAAUAGGUAAAAACCUGUUUGAUUAAAAUAUGGUAGCGAGGUGGCUUGAAAUUUGUCUUCUCAAAAUGACUACAAAACGUGAUCGACAAAUUGGAACAACCUAAACCUUAUUUUGUUAAAUUAGUUUAGUUGGUGUUGCGGAAUGGGGUAUUACUUCGAUUUCAAAAACUGGCUCAACCAGGUUUUUGAUCGGAGGAUGGUUGCCGCUGAAGAAAAAACUUGCCAUAUACUACAGGUCAAACAUACUAGCAAAUAACACUUGUUACGUGGAAACUCUUCGAAGGAAACUUAUUCGUGUGUAAUCGACAUUUUACUUGCGCUCAGCUCCUCAGAUUUCCUAUUGGUUCGUAAAGAACUUUACAGCAGAGAUUAAAUAUUUUUAUUCCUUAUAUCAGCGUCAGAUAUCGUCAACAAUAGUUUUUUGUAGAACAGUUUUUUAGUUUUUUAGAUUUUUUUAGGCUUUAGCUUUCAACGAUAUUUUGUAAAGCGCAUUUGGCUCAUUUUUAAUGAAAUUUGCUAGGUUUGAAUUUGCGAAGUAUGCUUAUAAUUUAAUACGCGUAAGCCUAUCAAAAGUUUAGCAGGACGCAAGUUGCAAACCUAGCUCUUAGUCGUUUUGAAAUAUAUUGAUAUUACAGCAAUUAUCAAACUGACAUAGAUUGUGCUAGAAGCCACGCCUUAGAUAAUCAACUUUAUUGUAAAUAGCAUUAAUUGUUAUCCUUCUAAGAAUUAAUUUCAUUGACACGUAAAGCAGGAAAGGUUUAAUCGUAACAACCAAGGAUUAUGACUAAAAAGAAACUCUUUACUCUUAAUAUAGAGAUGUGAGAAGUUUAUUUUUUCAUUAUAUUAUUUAGAUUGUUCGAGCUCGCUGGACACUAAAAUAGCUAAAAUGAAUACAUUAGUACGAAUAUAAACAGUCUAGCAUUGAAAGUAUAGAUAUAUAUAUUUCUUAAAACUCAAGGGACAAGACAAAAUUGUAAAACAGUUUGUUUCCAAGAGUUAAAGCCCUGUUAUACGGGGAAAUUAUACAUAAAACGUGCCGGGUGUAAUGUAAUUACAUUAAUCGUGUUUCACGUUUUGUGUUUUACAUUUUUAUUAUCUGGCCUUCGCCUAGAAAAAAAUACUAUUAUAAUUUUUUUUCUGUUCUCGGUGUAAACGUGAAAAGUUUCAGUGAGGUGAAUAUCACAAUGUUCCAAGGAACUGUGCAAUAGGUUUUUCAACGCCAUUUCAAUUGGCUUAAGAAUCUAUUUUGAAAAGAAAUAAAAGGCAAGUGACCCCAAAA
Orbicella faveolata is the source of this 3455-nucleotide messenger RNA. Its product is annotated as monocarboxylate transporter 10-like. Gene Ontology annotation, biological process: transmembrane transport. Gene Ontology annotation, molecular function: transmembrane transporter activity. The record is from RefSeq and is a predicted model, not a curated record. NCBI's taxonomy places the organism in Eukaryota, Metazoa, Cnidaria, Anthozoa, Scleractinia, Merulinidae.